AUGUCAAGGCUGAUGAUUGACUCGACUGUACACCUUCCUCGUUCCGGAAUCGAGCUUCCUUUACUGGGACUUGGUGUGUUCCGCAAUGAAGACCCCCAGACCGCGUGCCUUGCGGCUUUGAAGCGCGGGUACAGGCACAUUGACUCUGCGCGCAUGUACUACAACGAAGCGCAGGUCGGUGAAGCCGUCCGCAAUAGUGGUUUGCCCCGCGAGGAGGUGUUUAUCACCUCCAAAAUAGGAAACUCAGAGCACGGUUACGAGCGCACCAAGGCCGCAGUCGUAUCAUCGCUCGGCAACUUCAAGUUCGCAUAUAUCGACCUCAUGCUCAUGCACAGUGCCAUGUCUGACAAGGAGCGCCGGCUCGGGUCCUGGCGCGCGUUGGUGGAGGCUAAGGCGGCCGGCCAGCUACGCUCCAUCGGAGUCUCGAACUACAACGUGAAACAUAUGGAGGAGAUCCGCAUUGCAGGAUACGAGAUGCCAGACGUCAACCAAAUUGAGCUCCACCCUUUGUGCCAACAGAAGGAGAUUGUAGACUACUGCAACCAGCACGGUAUCGUGAUUGAGGCGUACACCCCCCUCAUUCGUGCAAGGUGGGACUAUCCUGUGAUCCUCGAAACUGCCGCCAAGCUCAACAAGGGUCCGGCUGAAGUGCUCGUUCGCUGGUCUCUACAGCGCGGGUUCGUGCCCCUACCUAAGUCCUCAAACCCUGACCGCGUGGUUUCGAACGCCGACGUCUACGACUUCGAGCUCAGUGACGAAGACAUGAAGCGCCUCGACGCGCUCGACCGCGGCCAGGCCGGCGCAGUCACCUGGAACCCCAUCAACGUAGAUUAG
Molecule: messenger RNA, 834 nt
Organism: Epithele typhae
Lineage: Eukaryota; Fungi; Basidiomycota; Agaricomycetes; Polyporales; Epitheliaceae
Product: Aldo/keto reductase
Exons: 8
Coding region: 1-834 (277 amino acids)
Molecular function (GO): oxidoreductase activity
Source: RefSeq, a predicted model, not a curated record